GGCGAGCCAGAGAGGUGUAGGUACUGCGCAUGGGCUGAGCGUGUAGCCGGGGUUUGAAGUUACCGGCGAGGGGUGAAGGCGGUAACUAGCUUCCCGGAAGCUUCCUAGGCCCGGUCUCGGGAACCCUGGUUCUCCGCCCGCCAGGAGGCGUCAUCAACACUUGCUUUUCUUAAGUCCCCAAAUCUCGGCUUCGGCGUUUAGGGGAACCUCAGUACUCGUUUUCAUUCUCCAACCAGUUUUCCUUGAGCUCUCGCGAGAUUGGCGGGCCGACCCGAGAGCCACUCGGAAGCCGGUAUCUCCUAGGAGUCGGACCGGCCCUCGGCGCCUUCGUUGCGUGGGGUCGCGGCCUGACCCGGGGCCAGCCCAACGCCGAGACCGCGCCCGGGACCCUGGCAGCGAUGGACGAGGACCUGGUUUUGGCCCUGCGGCUUCAGGAGGAGUGGAACUUGCAGGUCGCGGAGCGCGAUGGGUCCCAGGAGCCCCUGUCGCUGGUGGACGCGUCCUGGGAGUUGGUGGACCCCACCCCGGAUUUGCAGGCCCUGUUUAUGCAGUUUAACGACCAGUUCUUCUGGGGCCAGCUGGAGGCGGUGGAGGUGAAGUGGAGCGUGCGAAUGACCCUGUGUGCCGGCAUAUGCAGCUAUGAAGGGCAAGGCGGAAUGUGUUCCAUCCGUCUCAGUGAACCCCUUUUAAAGUUGAGACCGAGAAAGGAUCUUGUAGAGACCCUCUUGCAUGAAAUGAUACAUGCCUAUUUGUUUGUCACUAAUAAUGAUAAAGACCGGGAAGGGCAUGGUCCAGAGUUUUGUAAACAUAUGCAUCGCAUCAACCGCCUGACUGGAGCCAAUAUUACGGUGUACCACACUUUCCACGACGAGGUGGACGAGUACCGGCGGCACUGGUGGCGCUGCAACGGGCCCUGCCAGCACAGGCAGCCGUAUUACGGCUACGUCAAGCGCGCCACCAACAGGGCGCCCUCUGCUAGCGACUACUGGUGGGCUGAGCACAAGAAAACCUGCGGAGGCACCUAUAUAAAAAUCAAGGAACCAGAGAACUACUCAAAAAACCGCAAAGGAAAGACAAAACCGGGAAAGCACCCAGCGUCAGCAGUAGAGAAUAAAGAUAAACCCAGGAGAGGUGAGGCACAGCUGUUAAUCCCUUUUAGUGGGAAAGGGUACGUUCUAGGAGAAACAAGUAAUUUACCAUCAUCUGGGAAAUUGAUCAGCUCAAAUGCCAUUAAUAAAACCCAAGAUCUUUUAAGUCAAGACCAUUCAGCAAAUGCUCUAAGACCUAAUUCUAAAACUGAGGUGAAAUUUGAACAGAAUGGUUCAAGUAAAAAAACCUCUCAUCUAGUCUCCCCUGUUCUUAAUACCAGUUGCCAAAAUGUUUUAAGCAACUAUUUUCCUAGAGUAUCAGCUGCCAACCAAAAGGCUUUCAGAAGUGUGAAUGGAUCUUCUCCAACGACAAGCUUAACAGCUGGUGACAUCACUAAAAAUUCAGUUUCUUCCAGUUCUCAAAGAAGGGUCACAUCUUCUAAGAUAUCCCUAAGAAAUUCUUUAAAAGCAAUGGAAGCAACAUCUGUGACAGCCUCCCAGGAGGUGAGUGGGUCUGAAGAUAAAUUCCCAAAUAAACGACCCAGGCUAGAAGACAAGACUGUUUUUGACAAUUUUUUUAUCAAGAAAGAGCAAAUACAAAGUGAUGGGAAUGAUCCAAAGUGUAGUUCACGUCCUGUAACCACAACUCAGAAUUCCACUAGUUCAUGUAGUCAGAGCAAAAUGGUUAAUUGCCCGGUUUGUCAGAAUGAAGUUUUGGAAUCUCAGAUUAAUGAGCACUUGGACCUGUGCCUUGAAAGUGAUAACAUGGAAGUCAAAAGCUGAAAACGUCUUUGAAAAAUGAAUGAGUCUCAUACACUACCUGUGUUACCUCACUAAUGGGCUGUGUCAGCCAUUCAGGAAGUUUUGGGUUAAUGCUAAGAUUUUUAUGUUAUAAUCUAGGUGACACAACCAAUACAAAAUGUUUUAUAUAUACAUAUAUAAGAUUGUAAUUAACAGUAUUUUAUGUCUCAGGGCGCUACAUUCACUCUUGCCUUACCUAGUAGACUGCAGCCCAGUUUGUUCUGCCCAUAUAUAUGUAUAAUUUUUAAGUACUUUUGUUCUUUCUUGCUCUUUAAGAUUUUUAAAUCUGUUAAUCUAUUUAUUUGCAUACUUUCCUAAAAAUAUUCAUGAGGAAUCCCGUGAGGUAUUUAGUUAAAUAUUUCUUUAUUAAUAAUAUUAAAACUCAUUCCCUGAACUGAAUCUUCAUAGUGUCAGACAUACUGGCCGAAAACACUAGAGUACAAAGUAUGAGGUGUCUUAGGGUGCUCCAACUUUGUUUUUCCGUUUUUGUUUUUUUGCAAAAUCUUAACAGAAAAUACAUUUUCUGUAUUUUAAAGAAUUUUAUUUCUGUUUUAUCUUUACUAAACAGUGACAGCAGAUGUUAGGUUAGAUAAGGAAGACAGUAAAGUAAGUACAUUUCUUUUGGAAUAUUACUAGCAACAAGUAGCCACUAUAGUUCUGUAGGCCAGAUUUUAUAGAGUUUAGCUGUUUUCUCAAAAUUUAGCAAAAUGAGUGGUUAAAACUCAGUGUUAAGUAACUGGUAUCUAGAACAUAACAAAGUUGCCUAGUUAUAUAACAGUGGAAAAUUAUCUAGAAACAGUACUAUGAACCUUAAGCCAAAGUUUGAAACCAUUAUAAUAAAAGAGAUACCCUUUUUGCAUUUAAGAAAGCGUAUUUUUUUUAAAGUGUUCUCUUCCAUGUUACAGGGAAGGGACAAAGGUACUUUUAUCAGGUUACUUUUUGUUUCAUGGCUGUACUUUCAGUAUGUUGGCCAUAGUCCCAAGACCUUAGUUGUUCACAAGUGUUUUUCCUUUGUUGCAAUGUAGGUACACAGGUGGACAAACUUUUACAUAGUGUUCACCUGUGUACUGCCCAGAUCAAGUUAGAGAAGGUUUGCAUUGUUGUGGGUGCCUGUUCCCGGUCAGUAACCGCCACCCUUCCCACCCCCAACGGCCGCCACUAUCCUCACCUCUGUCUGUCACCACAGAUUAGUUUAGCCUGUUUUUGAACUUCAUAAAGCAGUAUCUUUGUUGCUCUGUGUAGCAGAAAUUCAUUUUCAUUGCUCUGUAGUAUUUGCAUAAAUAUACCAGAAUUUUUUCAGCCAUUCUGUUAUUCAUGGACAUUUGAAUUAUUUCCAAAUUGGGGCUAUCAAGAAUAAUGCUGCUAAAGAAAAAACAUUCUACUCUUUCUGUUGGGUAUGUACCAGGAGUGCAGUUGCUGGGUCACAGGGUAUGUUUAGCGUUAUUAGUAAAUACAGCCAGUUUACACUCCUGCCAGCAGUGUACGAGCAUUGCAGCUGUUCACCGUCCCUAACCCUGUUACCCGUCUUUUCAUUUUAGCCUGGUUGGAUGUUCACAAGUUUUGAUAUUUCUUAAAGCAUAAAGUUAAAAAAUUGUAUUUAAUAAAUGUUUAUAGAUAAAUGACUAUUAAAA
Messenger RNA from Lemur catta (Ring-tailed lemur), 3520 nucleotides. It is a transcript of the gene SPRTN, whose product is annotated as SprT-like N-terminal domain. Gene Ontology annotation, biological process: DNA repair. The record is from RefSeq and is a predicted model, not a curated record. Lineage: Eukaryota; Metazoa; Chordata; Mammalia; Primates; Lemuridae. Gene Ontology annotation, cellular component: nucleus. The transcript has 5 exons. Gene Ontology annotation, molecular function: metalloendopeptidase activity; single-stranded DNA binding; polyubiquitin modification-dependent protein binding. Bases 399 to 1871 code for a protein of 490 amino acids.